Messenger RNA from Penicillium soppii, 2064 nucleotides. RefSeq names its product Peptidase S58 DmpA/arginine biosynthesis protein ArgJ. The coding region runs from base 1 to 2064 and encodes 687 amino acids. Lineage: Eukaryota; Fungi; Ascomycota; Eurotiomycetes; Eurotiales; Aspergillaceae. The record is from RefSeq and is a predicted model, not a curated record. The transcript has 4 exons.
AUGGAGCAGUCAUUUAGAAAGAAGAAGCUCUCCAAGCAGGAGGAACGGGAGUUGAUUGAUAGGCACAAAAUUAAGUUCGAGGGGCCUGUCUCGCCGAAUAGUUGGCCGGAGCAAAAUUCAGCCAUAUUUACCACCAUCCGCAAAAUCGAAGACAUUAAGUACAACACCUACGUGAGUCAAAUACAAGCAAAUACUCCGGAGGGCGUACAAAGGAUGAGAACGGUAAAUAAGGCUAAAUGUCUUGUCUCUGCUGCAUAUGAUUGCCGUCUUCUUGAAGCCAACGAGUUUACUUGGAGGUCCAGGAUAGAGUUCCCCCUACUUGCCCGUUUUGAGGAAGACAUAGAGUGCCGGAAAUGUCAACAGCGACGAUGGGUUCCCGAUUUCUGUGCGCUGUCGAUCACGCCAAAUGAAGGACACAAAAUGCAAACAGCGCAGGGAGGGGUGGGUAUUUGUCGGUGCAUUGAAAGCGAUAUUGAUGGACAUGAGUCCGUCGUCAAUAGUGCAAUAUUUGCGGGACAGCCGCACGCAGGAAUCAACGAUCUUUCCGUUCCUGAGAUCGGAAUCAAGUACCCCGACAAUAUCAUCGGGCUUCAGAGAUCACCAUCACUCAGUGCUGCCCUUCGUGGCCAUUCAAGGCUAGGUUCCAGUCCAGUAAAGGAUGCAGAGCAUAUCUUGUUUCCUUUCCUGAUUCUCGAAGCCAAGUCUGAGAUUCAAACACCUGGGUUUACGGCUAUCGAGAAGCAGACUGCGUUCCCAAUUAAAAGACUUGUCGAUAUCCAAAAGUCUCUGAGAAAAAGAAGGCAAGAGCCAGAAGAAAACAGCUUGGUUUGGUUCUUGGCUUUCAGUGGGGAUGAGUGGAGAGUCUAUGCGUGUUUUCCAAGAGGAGACGAAACGCGUAUAAUCGACCUUUGGCACGGAUGCAUUCAGAGACAAGACGCUGCACUGCAAUUGUGUUUGAUUGUUGACUUCAUAUGUGACUGGGCUUUGAAUAUUCAUCGAAAUGAGAUCAUUAGAUUGCUUACUGGAAAUUCUCUGCCCAGUUUGCAUGUAUUUGAUACUCAAGAACAGCAGCCCGAGCCUUCCAAUCCGCCGAAGCGACAAUCCGUCAUCCGAGACACAAAUGAAGUGUUCUUCUCAUUCCGCCAUCUGACACUCCCUGAUAUGACGAGCAAGCUGAUUGCGAUUCUCAAUCCACCUGGCUCGGGGGAUAAUGAAGUCAAUCAGAAAUCUACCAGUCUUUUGGAUCUCUUCAAUCUAGAGCAUCCGCUUUUGGUCAAGGCGGAAUUUAUUUAUCGUCUACAGAAGCUUUGGACUGGUGCAACGAGCAAUCAUCCAAUCAUUGACAGUGAACAGCUUGUUUUUGCUCACAUUUCCUUCCAAUCAUACUUUCGGCCAAGCGACUUCCAUAUAGUACGAGAACUUUCAUGCAUCACGGCAUCGUUCAGUGCAAUAAUUACUCUGCAGCGUCUUGCUGGAACUCAGCUUCCUUUGUCGUCUGCUUAUGCAGAUCUACACCUGUAUAAAUUCCUUCCUUUGGCGGAACUAUCUGGCGAGCAUUCAUUGAGAGCUGCUGCUAGGAAUUUACGACUCACAUUAUGGGUGACUAAAGGGGACUUCAUUAUGCAGCCAUCCUGUAGAUGGGUGAAGCAAGUCUCUCAAGGAGAAUUCGUAUCAAGCAUCUGGGACAAACUGGAAAUCUUUUCUCCUGGGAUUCUUGGGUAUCCUGUAUCCGCGCAAUCGAGCGAACUACGCAGGUUGUCGGCUACCAAUACCUCCCUGUCUUAUGACCUGCAAGACUGUCUCAAACAGGGAAACCACCAGCUCCUUCAUGGAGCCGCUCUUCUCAAGGCACCUGAGAGCUCACUCCAGCCGCUUCUCCCACAGUAUUGCUUGGCCGUAUUCGACGGUUCCGACCUAGACGAUCGGCCGUGUCUUAGUUUUAAAUUAUUACAUUUGAUUACAACCGGCAGUUUGUUUGAGGGGAAACGGAUCUCUACUGCAACUACGAAAGAUCGCCAAUUCAUCCUCGACUGGGCUACGCGCCUAAGGCGCGGUGAUUCUUGA